AAUUCAUGAUUCAAAUUAGUUUCCCAUCAUCUUCACCAGCUGAUCUGGUGAGUCUUGUUCAAGCUUUGAAUAUGGAAAGUUUGAUCCAAAACCCACUUCCACAGCCAUUGCCGCAUCCAUGGUUCCACUCCCAAUGCCCCCUUUUUUCUCUCUGUUUUCUGACCAAUCUUCGGUCUCUGUGACCCAUUUCUUUGACCCUUCCUCCUCCUUUUCCCUUGCAAAUACACGUAAAACAAAACCCUAUUGCUCCAUUUCGAGACGGGUUUUUCUUUAUUUUAUUCUCCCCAUCUAUGCCUCUCAACAAAUCCUAAACUAUUCCCACCCCCCACCUCUGUUUUUUUUAUUCAAAUGUACCUCAGAUCCAACUUGUUCAACUUGUUUUACUCACAACGAUAGAGGUGGGUUUCUUGUUCUUCUUCGUUUUUUUUUUCUUCCCUUGAUGUGUCAAUGAACCAGUGGCGUUCUGUAACUCUUAUCUGGGUUUUUGUUUUUUGUGGGUUUUGAUCAAGAAAUGUGAUUAAUGAUACCUGAAAUCGAAAACCCAUCUUCUGUUUUCGUGUUUUUGAUUUGAUUUUGAAUUGUGGGUUUGGUUUCUUGCUUCCUGUCCUGUCAUGGCUGUUGAACAGAGGAAGGCUCUGUUUCUUACUGUUGCAUUCAACUUGAGUUGAAACCAGAGUGAAUGAAUUGAAGGUUUCUGGAGUUGGAUCUGUUUUUAAAGCUAUGGAUUCUGAUGGGGUUGAUUCAGAAUCUGCUCCGGCGAGAUCCACCGGUCUCACCAUUAAAAUUGCUCCAAGUUCUGCAACUAAGCCGCCGGGAACUUUCCCGUCCGAUUUGGCAUUGCCGGACCUUAAAACCUCAAUAGAGUCCUCACCUUAUAACUCGCCUUCCCUUUUAUCACCACCGUCGUCGGCGUUUGUUUCGGCUCUGCAGUCGCCGUACAUUUCGCCGAGGGCAGUUAUCCCAAAGACGGAAGCGAAUCCGAUACCGACGGAUAUCACGACGGCGCUGACUUGUUCCUCGCCGCCGAUUUCGCAUUCUGAGGAUAUUCCUAGUAGUUCCUACACGCCUCCGUCUGACCAAUAUGAAUAUUCCGAUAACCCUUCUACUGAUUCCAAGCUGCAAUUUGUUGCAUGCGUUCCUGUCCCGGACUCUGCUCCGCCGCGCAUUUCGUUCUCCUUCCCUGUCCCUCGGAUCUCCUUCGCCAAAUGCGGCGGCCCCCUCUCCCCUGUUUCCACCUCUAAACUCAGAAGCUGUGAUGUCUACAUUGGCUUCCAUGGCCAAGCUAAUGGCCUAAUACGCUUCUGUAAAUGGCUCAAAUCAGAACUUGAGCUUCAAGGGAUUGCCUGCUUCAUCGCCGAUCGGUCCAAGUACUCCGAUAAUCAAAGCCACGAGAUCGCCGACCGUGUUAUCAGCUCCGUGACAUUCGGAAUUGUUGUCCUCACCAACUCCAAAUUCCAUAACCCUUUCACCUUGGAGGAGGUGAGAUUCUUUUCACAGAAGAAGAACUUGAUUCCAUUGUUUUUCAACAUGGAGUCGUCGGAGAUCUCGAGCUUUCUCAGCUACAAUUCCAUGGAUAAAGAGUUCAAAGAGACAGGGCAGGGAUUGAUGAAGUUCCAUGAAUACAAAUUGGAGGCCAAUGAAGGUAACUGGAGAAGCUGCAUAGCUAAAGCAGCAGGGAUUUUGAGAGCAAAACUUGGUAGGAUGAGUACUGAAAGUGAUGUUGAAAGAUUUGAGGAGCUUCCAUUUCCAAGAAACAGAAACUUUGUGGGGAGGGAGAAGGAGAUUAUGGAAAUGGAAACCGCUCUGUUCGGUGGUCGAAGCUGUCAUAAGCAAGACGGUGUGGUGUCUACGCCGAUCGUCGAAGGCAAUGGCAGCCAGCAAUCCGAAGGCCUAGCCGAUGAAGAAAGUGAGCCAGUCACUGUGAGGGGAAGUAGAUUUAUUAACUUGGAGAUAGGAAGGUCUGAUAAUCCAACUUUGGAGACAUGGGUUGAACCAGCUAAAGGAAGAAACUCAUUCAAAAGAUCAAAGCAUAAGGAAAUGGUAAAAACUGGGAAUCACAAGAGCACUAGCAGCAGCAUAUUGUGCAUCAAUGGUGUCCCUGGCAUUGGAAAGACAGAGCUAGCUCUGGAAUUCGCUUAUAGAUACUCCCAACGGUACAAGAUGGUUUUAUGGGUCGGUGGCGAAGCUCGUUACUUUCGACAAAACAUAUUGAAUCUAUCUUUGAACUUAGGAUUAGACAUAAGUGCUGAUGCUGAAAAAGAUCGAGGACGAUUUCGGAGUUUCGAGGAGCAAGAACUCGAGGCAUUCAAACGAGUCAAGAGGGAGCUAUUUGGAGACAUGCCAUACUUGUUGAUCAUUGACAAUCUUGAGGCAGAGGAGGAUUGGUGGGAAGGGAAAGAUUUGAACGAUUUGUUGCCGAGGAACACCGGGGGAUCUCAUGUGAUCAUCACGACGAGACUCUCAAAAGUGACGAGUUUUCGGAUGAUAAACAUUCAUCCAUUGCCUUUGGCUGAUGCUAUGGUUUUGAUGAGAGGAAGAAGGAAGAAAGAAUACCCUUCUGAGGAAUUGGAGUAUCUCAGGAAGUUUGAUGAGAAGCUUGGGAGGUUGACAUAUGGUCUUUGGGUGAUUGGAUCACUGCUUGGUGAGCUAGCUAUCACCCCGUCUUCUCUUUUCGAAGCUAUCGAGCAAGUCCCGGUUGAUGAAUCGUCUCCGUGCUCGUACAUAAGUAUAAACGAAGAGCAUUACUGCAAAAACAAUCCUUUCCUGAUGAAGAUCAUUUACUUUUCCUUUUCAAUCUUAGAGCAAACUAAUGGACCUCUAGCAUCAGGAAUAUUACUGGUUGGCGCUUGGUUCGCCCCAGCGCCUGUUUCGAUAUCGGUACUAGCCACAGCAGCAAAGGACAUGGCUGUGUCAAGAAAAGGAUUGAAAAAGUGGAGCCAAUGCCUGAGUUUCAUGUUUGGUUGUUGCUCCUCUUGUUUAGCUUCACAAGCUUGGAAAAGUGAGGAAGAAUCUGCUCUUCUUCUAAUCAAGUUCGGACUCGCCCGAAAAGCGAACAAGCAACCGGGUUGUUGGAUCCAAUUCCAUCCCAUAACUCAAGUGUUUGCUAAAAGAAAGGAAGGUUUAUCAGCUGCUAAGUCCAUAGUUCAAGGGAUCAGGAAAUCUAGCAGUAACACAAUGGCUAACUUGGAUCAUUUAUGGGCUUCUGCAUUUCUCGUCUUCGGUUUCAAAUCCGAACCUCCGUUCGUACAACUAAAGGCUAUCGAUAUGGUCCUAUACAUAAAAAAAACAGCCCUCCCUUUGGCAAUUCUGGCGUUCACGACAUUUUCGAGGUGCAACUCGGCUCUAGAGUUGCUUAAGGUAUGCACAAAUGCACUUGAGGAAGUAGAGAAAUCAUUUGUAUCUCAAAUACAAGACUGGUGUGAAGGGUCAUUAUGUUGGAAAAAGAAGUUCCAAGGCAGGUACCAACGGGUCGAUGAAUACGUGUGGCAAGACGUGACAUUGCUGAAAGCUACACUGCUCGAAACACGAGCAAAGCUACUGCUUAGAGGUGGACAUUUCGACAGUGCGGAAGAGCUAUGUAGAACUUGCAUAAGUAUAAGAACAGUCAUGUUGGGACAUAACCAUGCCCAAACCUUGGCAGCUCAAGAAACGUUAGCGAAAAUCGUUCGACUUCGAAGCAAGAUCUGAUGUAGUUAAUAAAUCCAAAUACUUGGUAAACUAGUUUUGACAGUUCAGUAACCAAGUGUUGUAUGUAAAAUCAGAUUUGUGGGUCAUAAAUUUAGUGUUUUUAUGUGAUUUUAGCUGAAUUUGACACAAGAAAUGGGAUGAACAGAGACAGAUUACUGCUU
Cucurbita pepo subsp. pepo (vegetable marrow) is the source of this 3848-nucleotide messenger RNA. Its product is annotated as P-loop containing nucleoside triphosphate hydrolases superfamily protein. The record is from RefSeq and is a predicted model, not a curated record. Gene Ontology annotation, biological process: signal transduction; recombinational repair. NCBI's taxonomy places the organism in Eukaryota, Viridiplantae, Streptophyta, Magnoliopsida, Cucurbitales, Cucurbitaceae. Gene Ontology annotation, molecular function: ADP binding; ATP hydrolysis activity.